AUGGAACACGAACUGCGCCUUCCAGUACCUGAAACAAAGUUAUUCGCUUGCUUUUUUCUGAUCCUUUUUUUGUUCCACCUUUUAAAGCGUGACAGAGGUUGGAGAACAUUCAAGAGACCCGGUGUAGAUGCCUUUCUGGAGCAUUUAGCUCAGUUUUAUGAAAUUGUAGUAUAUUCUGACAAGCUGAAUAUGUAUGUUGAUCCUGUUGUUGAUACAUUGGAUUCCAAACACUGUAUCCGGUAUAGGCUCUCAAGGGGUGCAACAAGAUAUGUUGAUAGCAAGCACUAUAGGGACCUUUCGAAGCUCAAUAGGGAUCCUGCAAAGGUUAUUUACAUUAGUGGUCAUGCUUUAGAUAGUAGCCUUCAGCCAGAAAAUGCUGUUCCUAUAAAACCAUGGCAAGGUGAAGCAGAAGAUACGGCACUUUUAGAUCUUAUUCCAUUCCUUGAAUAUGUGGCUAAACACAGGCCAGCUGAUAUUCGAACUGUUCUAGCUUCAUACCAGGGUCAUGAUAUUGCCAAAGAGUUCAUCGAACGAUCUAAAGAGCAUCAAAAGCGCUUGCAAGGGCAGAAGAAGCACGGUCGUUUCUGGCAAUAUUAGAGAGGUUAAAUCAGCUCGUGCAAAUUAGGAGCCGACUAUUUAAUACUUAUAGAUAAAAACGAGUGGACUCUGAAAUGAAUGUCAUAAAUUGCAAGCCAUUUUUAUGUAUGUCAUGUUCAGCUCUUUCGAACAGUGCUAUUACUAUCCCAAAAUUCCUUUAAUUGCAUAAUAUGUUCCAACAGUUUUUUAUU
Messenger RNA from Olea europaea var. sylvestris, 788 nucleotides. RefSeq names its product mitochondrial import inner membrane translocase subunit TIM50-like. The transcript is spliced from 6 exons. Gene Ontology annotation, molecular function: phosphoprotein phosphatase activity. The record is from RefSeq and is a predicted model, not a curated record. Lineage: Eukaryota; Viridiplantae; Streptophyta; Magnoliopsida; Lamiales; Oleaceae. Bases 1 to 597 code for a protein of 198 amino acids.